AGGCAUGAUUAUUUUAGAGAAGUUGGUGACAAUGAUUAUAAUAUAUUUUUAUUCACACUCACUCAAGCCUUGCUUCAUUUUCUAAGAGUGCUUUAAAGCAUUUCAUCUGAAUGAUACUUUGUCCUUAAACUUGAUUCUAUGAUGAGCAUCUCGUUCAUUUUACAGUGGUUUUCGCUUGUUUUAGUCACAUAUGGUAAUUUUCUUUGAAAUACUGAGGGCUCCUGAGGCUUGCUUUUCUGGGAUGACUAGAGUAAGAUUGGCUUUAUUUUUACGAGUGUAUUUAGAUGCAGAAAUUCUUUUUCUUGAACUCCAGGUGACCUACAAAGGAAUGCUGGUUAGGGGUGGAGACUGAACUCCUAGAUCCUAUUAAAGACCCGGUCGGACUCAGCUCCCACAGAGAGAAGCUGUGCUCAGAGCAGACAAGACUUCACCUGGAAGUCUCCAGAGCAGAUACAUCCUGAUUAUUGAAGAGCAGAUUGUGUACUGAAGGCUCCUGAUCGCCCCUGUCUCGGCACAGUUUACUGCUAAGAAGUAACCUUCAGGGACCAUGGCCAGAAGUCUGCAAGAGGUGGCGACCUGUCCAAUUUGUCUAGAAUUUUUCUACAAGCCCUUUUCUCUCUCCUGUAUGCACACUUUCUGCUUUGAUUGCAUAAAAAAUUGGAGGCUAGAAAGGAAGAAUCAGAAAUUGAUCUGCCCCAUGUGUCGACAAGUAAAUAAGAAAGGCCUUUUGGAGCAAUGGCAAAUUAGGGGACUAACGCUUCUCGUCCAACAGCACAGUUCCCUGCUGGAGCUGAGUCUGCACAUGAGUGAAGAGUUCCUGAGGUUCCAGAAGGAUGUGACCCUGGAUGCAGUCACAGCCAACUCCCACCUAGUCGUCUCUGAUGACCUAAAGCAUGUCUGGUGUGGAAAGAUCUGCCACAACCCGAUGAUAGAUCCCCAGAGAUUCACCUACCUGCCCUGUAUCCUGGGCACCCCUUGCUUCUCCUCUGGCCGCCAUUACUGGGAGGUAGAGGUGGGAGAGGGGAAGGAGUGGGCUCUGGGGGUCUGCAAAGAAUCAGUGGACAGAAAGAGGAAAAGCGGUUUCUCUUCUGAGCAUGGCUUCUGGAUCAUCAGCAUGAAUGCAGGAGCAAUCUAUGCCAGCUCCAUCCCAGAAACCAGAAUUCCUGCAAGCUCUGGCCUUAACCGUGUAGGAAUUUUUCUAGAUGUUGAGAUGGAAGAAAUCAAGUUUUUUGAUGUCAGAAAUGAUGCCCUCAUUUAUGUACACAGUCCUCUCACCUGUUUGGAGCCAUUGCGUCCAUUCUUCUGUCCCGAGUCGCCUGGAGAAGGUGACAGAGGUGCCCCCCUGAGCAUCUGCCCAUGAGAAAUUCAGCCCUUUCUAGAAGCUUUAUGAGAGGUGAAUGAAAAUUUUGACCUGAGAAAGGUCCGAAUGACCAAGGAAGAGACAAUGCGCUAUAGUAGAAAGAUUUUGUAGAUUUUUUAUAGAUUUUGUAGACUUUGUAGCUAAGCAAUUUUCAUUGAUUUUUUUGGGUAUAUGUUGUAGACUUUGUAGCUAAAUAUCUAUGAGGUUUUAGGGGGUGUUAUUAAGCAUUCUAAGCCUCAGUUUCCUAGUCUUGAAGUGGGAAUAAUCAUCUCUCUCAGCUAAAUAGCUGUGAUGAUCAGAGACAAUACUGUGCAUUUAUUUUGUAGUAAAUACAAAUGGGGAAUUUUAGAUUGUAAGUUAAAUAGAUUAUUAGAUUUUUUUGGAUAAAAACAAUGUCUUUUUCAUUAUUUUAUGCCUUUUCUAUAGUAUAAUUCCUGGUAACAAUGGCUGUCUAGGGAAAAAGAAGAAGGAAACAGCCAGUGUGAGGUAUUUUGACAUGAAAUUUCAGGGAGAGAGACAAAGACACUGGGAAAGAACUAAGCUUCUCAUUUUUAUGUUCUUGAAAGACAAAGAACGUUGACUGAGAUGUAUAUUGUUAAUGGUGAUUCAUGUUUGUUCUAAUGGGAAUUGGCCUUUGCGCAUUUCAAUAAUUGGCCUGUUGUGUGGUUGUCAAAGUGGUAUAGUAUAUGUGAUAGGCAAAGAUGCCAAUGGGCUCAAUCAGAGAAUGUCAAGUUUCUACGAUUCUGAACCUUCUGGAGUCAGUUACCUAAGGAGGGAAAUUACUGUUUUGAAGACUGGAUCCCUGUCCUUCUGCCCACCAGGUGCAGUUAUGCAUGCGGAACCCCUGUGUGUUCUAACUGAGAUGAAAGCACAUCUUCCAGCAAGUCCUUCAGGCCAUCACUGCUGAUUUUUGAUUUGUAGGAAUUCUGAUUAACCGUGUUAACUUGUUAACAUAUAUUCACCAAAAAUUGUUUUCCAGAUUUCUUUUGAAUUUGUUAUUUUUUAGUGUUAGAAUUUUACAUUUUCUUGCAAUUAAAUAUGUAAACAUUUGAUGA
This is a messenger RNA of Diceros bicornis minor, 2415 nucleotides long. It is a transcript of the gene RFPL4B, whose product is annotated as ret finger protein like 4B. NCBI's taxonomy places the organism in Eukaryota, Metazoa, Chordata, Mammalia, Perissodactyla, Rhinocerotidae. The transcript has 2 exons. The record is from RefSeq and is a predicted model, not a curated record. Gene Ontology annotation, molecular function: protein binding. The coding region runs from base 548 to 1360 and encodes 270 amino acids.